Molecule: messenger RNA, 2709 nt
Organism: Solea senegalensis (Senegalese sole)
Lineage: Eukaryota; Metazoa; Chordata; Actinopteri; Pleuronectiformes; Soleidae
Exons: 4
Coding region: 124-2523 (799 amino acids)
Source: RefSeq, a predicted model, not a curated record
UGCAUCGUUCAUAUUUCCAUUGCGGUUAGUUCUAUCACACACAGAAUGAUGGCUGCCGCGACAAUAUCAGCAAGGGAGAAGUAAAAGAAAACACUCUUAAGAGCUUGAUUAAGUCUGGACACCAUGAACACAAGCAAUCCCAGACCUGGCCUGGUUUCCCAAGAUCACGGUGGUCUGUGGAUGAAAAUGGACUGCGGUCUGGAGGCAGACCACGGAGAGACCCCAUCACUGACCUCUAGUGAGAGUCCCCAAGACAAAAUCACAGUCAAACCCCCUGCCCAAGCAGAGACCACCAGGCACUGCUGUGUGACGGAUGCUGAGGGUGCAGAUGACGUCUUUAACUCACUACAUCCUCCUCCCCCUUUGUCCUCUAUUGCCCCAGCAGAGGGCAGCACAGAUGCAAGGGCCAAUAAUUCCAGUGUGACCCAUUCUAAUGUGGCAGACGCCACAGAGGCUAAAGCUAAUCCCAGCAGCUUAGGCUGGCAUCAUGAUGAGAAUCAGUUCCAAGCAGCACAGAACGAGGUAAAUGAAGUGAUAGCAAAUACAGCCCAGAGUUCUAAGGAGUCCAUGGACGUCAAGGACAAGGACCCCACUCCACCAACAGAUGAGGACACAGGCUCUCUGAUGGCAACAUGCCAUGAUCCAUCAGGAAAGCAUCAUCAGGGUAAUGCUUCAAGAGACAAAGAAUCAACUGAAGAAUCUGGGAACAUUGAACUGGGACAAGAAACUGAGGAGACGAGAGGCAAAUAUCCAAAAGACGUACCCAAUUCUGAGGAUAUUUGUGGUCAUAUUGAGACAGAGGUCUGCAAACAAAACCAGGCGGACUCAGCAACCUUUCAGCCACAGGACCCAAAGACUCCUACAGAGGUGACCAGUGAAGAUGAAGAGCAUGUUGACAUCGUAUAUUUAAACUAUAACCUGACAAAGAGUGACUGGGUAAGGAGAGAGAGCAGCACCAGUGAAACAGAAGAGUGCCAACGCCCCAUCUCUAAAGACUGUGUAGGGAUGGUGAUGAAAAGAGAGCACGGAGAUGAACGCAAGAACAUAGAAACAGAUCUCCACCAAGGAGAGCAACUGCUUCAACGUCUGCAACUUCUCCAGCAGCAACAGGACGUACAAGAAAAAGGAGAUGAGGAAAAAGGUGUGUCUGAGAGGAAAGUGGAUGAUUUCACAGCAAGAGAAGUGAAUCUGACUGAUGGGAUCAGGAGGAGGGAGGUGACAUUUCACACUGUUACGGAUGAGGAAGCAAAGUUGAACCUGGUGGAAACAGAAACGUCUGGACAUCCAGAGGACCAGAUAAUUACCAGAGCAGAGGAUGAUGAUGAUAACUCGGAUGAUGAUCAGCAGAUUGCUGAUUGCUCUCCUAUGAAUCUGCAUGAAACCGCACAAAUCCCUAAUCUGUUUGCCCAACACCGAUAUUCAACAGCUGAAACCUCGAUGGAGAGACAGAUCCAAGAGGCAAACCAGGCAAAGCAAAACCUGCAGAGAGCCGGGGGUAUGUUCAAUCUUGCAGAUAAUCCAGAUGUGCUGGAGAUUCCCUUCAAGACCAAUAUCUCACUUGAGCCUCUCACCUGUCAGGUUGACCAGCCCGCACACAGUGAUGUCAGUCAGUUCUCUGAGCAGAAGAUGAAGAAGGAGAUACGCCAGGAGAUCCAGAGAGAACUGGUGCUGGUGAACCAGGGAAAGAUCCCAGGAUUGUACAGCAAAGAGGAAGUCCGCCAGUUACAGGAGACAAAACUGCUGUUUGAGGCUUUCCAGCAGGAUAACACAGAGGGGCCAGCGAGGCACAGGAAACUUGCGACCACGCUGGUAAAAAGCCAUGUUUAUCCGUCCGUGCUGGAGCGCACACAUAGUCUGGAGAUGUUCUGUCUUCAAAGUUGCCCGGUUACCACAGCACAUUCCCUCGGGCUGUUUGAAUCUGCCCCCUCUGAGGGGGAGAAAAGUCCCGAACACCUAAGGUCAAAGAGCCCGACUGGAGGCUCACGAGACAAAACGCGCUUAUCCCCGUACCCAAAACAAGACAAACAUCCACGCAUGCACAGAAGCAUGGACUCCAUAAGCACUGAGGUCCCUACAUCAGCUGUGGAAGCUAGGAGCAAAACAAGGGAGGGCAACACAAGACGACAAUCUCCAACCCUCCAACAAAACCCCUUCUUCAAGUUGCGCCCGGCUCUAGUUCUGCAGCCGGAGGUAGAGAAGGACAUCCGAGAGGCCAGAGAGAGAGAGGAGGAGCUACGCAGACAGAGAUGCACUCUGUACGGAGAGGACAGGCAGAAUAGUCAAGAGGAAGACAAGUCACAGUUUGCAAAGAUGCAUCUACCAGAUGACAGACGACAGUCCAGGGGGAAAUUGGAACUGGUUUGGCCGCCGCCCUCCAAGAAAGACCAGUGGAAAUCUGAGCAGCCACAGGUGAUGUGUCAGCAGGAGUCAAAAGUUCACAGGGCAGGAGGUCAGAAGUCUCCACUGUGGCAGCGCUGGGAAUCCGGCCAAAUCAAUGGGCAGUCGUCAAAGAAAAAUAACUGACACCGACUCUCUAACCCCCCAUUGUCUUUAACACUACAUGUAACAUAAUUAUCUGCAACGUGACUGUAGAAACAUCCAUAUCACCAAUGUCAAAUAUGCUUUUUUUUAAAAAAUACUAGUAUUAUAUGGCAGAAACAAGGUAAAUAUGAUGCUCUUUAGCAGAAAAUAAAAGUUAUUUCCAUCUUU